Messenger RNA from Macrosteles quadrilineatus (aster leafhopper), 5422 nucleotides. RefSeq names its product protein jagged-1b (gene Ser). The transcript is spliced from 20 exons. Bases 89 to 3847 code for a protein of 1252 amino acids. Gene Ontology annotation, biological process: axon guidance; cell communication; Notch signaling pathway. NCBI's taxonomy places the organism in Eukaryota, Metazoa, Arthropoda, Insecta, Hemiptera, Cicadellidae. Gene Ontology annotation, cellular component: signaling receptor complex; plasma membrane; cell surface. Gene Ontology annotation, molecular function: Notch binding; calcium ion binding. The record is from RefSeq and is a predicted model, not a curated record.
GCUCUCGUUGGAGAUGUGUUGUGUGUGUCGGUAGUGUUCUGGUUGUACGGUAUCUGUAGUGUGGUGUUGUGUCCAUGCGUGGAUUAACAUGCUCUGCCGACGGAAGCAUCAUGCGUCCAUGCUCCUGCUGCCGCUUCUCUACUUCCUACAGAGCGUUGACGCAUCGGGAUUUUUUGAACUGCAGAUCCUGGAGAUAGCGAACUACCGGGGCGAGUUGUCGAGCGGCCAGUGUUGCGGAGGUGUGCCGCGAGCGGACUCCACCGUGCCUUGUCCUCUGGUGCAGUGUAACACGUUCUUCCGCGUCUGUCUCAAGGAGUACCAGAGCAACGUGACAUCCACGGGCUCAUGCAGCUUCGGCAACACCAGCAGCCCCGUGCUGGGCGGCAACUCCUUCACUCUGACAGACCCUGACCGCGCCAACGGCAAACUGGUGCUGCCCUUCACCUUCCGCUGGACUAGAUCGUUCACGCUUAUUCUUCAAGCAUUAGACCACAACAACUAUACGGUGCCUGAACGUAACGAACCUAUAGAGGAGGCGUCGUACAGCGGGAUCAUCCUACCCAGCGCCGAGUGGCACACCCUGAACCACGUGGGGUCCACAGCCAGGAUCACCUACAGGGUGCGAGUGCAGUGCGAUCUCAACUACUUCAACUCAACCUGCACCAAGUUCUGCAGACCCAGAGACGACAAGUUCGGCCACUACAACUGCGACCGCAACGGCGACAAGGAGUGCAUCGUCGGCUGGAAAGGCGCCAACUGCGAGAUCGCGGUGUGCAAGAGUGGUUGCCACCCUCAACAUGGCAAGUGCGACAAUCCUGGAGAGUGCGAAUGUCGGCCCGGUUGGCAGGGUGAGUUCUGUGACCAGUGCACCCCCUACCCUGGCUGCAAACACGGCUACUGCAACGGCUCCUCCUGGCAAUGUAUCUGUGACACCAACUGGGGAGGCAUCCUCUGCGACCAAGAUUUGAACUACUGCGGGACUCACGAGCCGUGCAAGAACGGAGGCACAUGCAAGAACACCGCGCCGGACCAGUACAAGUGUGCGUGCCCUGAGGGGUUCUCCGGCCUCAACUGCGAGGUGGUGGACAACCCUUGUGUGACCGGACCUUGCGCCAACGGUGGAGUCUGCCAGGAGACCGGCAGUACCUUCUACUGUGCCUGCUCCUCUGGCUGGGCCGGGCCUACCUGUCGCACCAACGUGGACGAGUGCGCGUCCGCCCCCUGCCAGAACAGUGGAACCUGCGUGGACCUUGUGGACGGCUACCGCUGCGUCUGUCCGCCGAACUGGCACGGGACCGCCUGCCAAUACGACGUCGACGAGUGUGAGGCAGAGCCAUGUAUCAACGCAUACUCGUGCCAAAACACGGUGGGUGACUAUCGCUGCAAGUGCCAGAAGGGAUGGUCAGGCAAGGACUGUGACAUCAACAUCAACGAUUGUGUGGGUCAAUGUCAACACGGGGCUACAUGCAUAGAUCUGGUCAACGACUACCACUGCGCCUGCCAGCCGGGAUACACAGGCCGAGAUUGUCACACAGACAUAGAUGACUGUGUCAGCAGCCCUUGUCUCAACGGUGGAGAAUGUGUAGACCAAGUCAACGGUUUCCGCUGCAUCUGUCCUGUGGGGUUCGCUGGAGACUUAUGCGAGGUGGACCAUGACCAUUGCAACCCUAACCCUUGUGAGAACGGAGCCAACUGCUUCAACACGCAGCAGGACUACUACUGCCAUUGCCCGGAGGACUGGCAAGGCAAGAACUGCAGCACUCCUCGCACUCAGUGUCCCAACCCUCCCUGCCAAGUUAUUGAUAGCUGUGUGAUGGGUACUGCCAGUCCAAAUGCCAACAACUCUCUUGUGUUGAUCCCUUCUGGAGUUUGUGGAGAGCAUGGUCGCUGUGUUAGUCUACCCGGGGGGAACUUCCGCUGCUCCUGUGAUCCUGGAUACACUGGAAAAUACUGCCACGAGAAUAUUAAUGACUGCAAGCUGAACUCUUGUCAGAAUGGAGGAACAUGUGUAGACAAGAUCAACUCAUACCAGUGUAUCUGUGCUGGAGGCUGGGAAGGCGAGGACUGCACAAUCAAUAAAAAUGAGUGUGAACCCAACCCAUGUCGGAAUAACGGCACAUGCAUCGAUGGAGAUGCAGACUUCAGUUGCGAGUGUCACGGUGGAUGGAAGGGCAAAACGUGUGGUCUGCGGCACAGCCACUGUGAUCGUGGCACUUGUCACAACGGUGGCACCUGCCAGGACCUCGGCCACUCCUACCUGUGUAGAUGUCCUCUCGACUGGGAAGGCACCACCUGCCACAUACCGAAAAUGCAGUCGUGUAAGUCCAGCCCCUGUUUGAACGGCGCUACAUGCAUCAACACCGGAGACAUGGGUUACUCGUGUGUCUGCAAAGAAGGCUUCGAGGGUCAGCGAUGUCAGCGAGACGUCAAUGAUUGCAACCCCUCACCUUGCUACAACGGAGGCAAAUGUGUGGAUGGUAUCAACUGGUUCAGAUGUGACUGUGCACCUGGCUUUGCUGGUCCGGACUGUCGCAUCAAUGUCAACGAGUGUGCCACCAACCCCUGUGGUACUGGAGCCACCUGUAUUGACGGGAUUGCAUCUUACACCUGUGUCUGCCCUCCUGGGAGAAAAGGGCCCCGUUGUCAGGAAGUGGAUGAAGUGUCACUUCUGCGAGGGGUUUGCUUGUGGAAAGGACAAUACUUUGCCAACAACACCAACUGGCCGGAUGACUGCAACACGUGUUCCUGUGUGGAAGGCAUGGUCCGCUGUACUCGGGUCUGGUGUGGUCUCAAGAACUGCCUUGGCUUUCCAGGAGCAAGCUGUGGAGAUAACCAGGUGUGUGUGCCAGCGCCCAAAGAGGCAUGUCUGACUGGAGGCUGUGGGCCGUGGGGCGACUGUCGGGAGUUGCUCAGUGGUAAGCUGGUAGGUCCGCCCCUGGUUCCUGCACCUCCGUCCUGCUGGCCCAACCAAGCCUCACUGAGCAACACGUGUGUGCGGCUCAGUCUGCUGCUAGAGCGAGGGCGACUACCACUGGGCGUCAGUACCGAGGGCUUGUGUGGUGAGUUGCGCAGUCUGUUGGCCGCACACCAAGCCACCAGCGGGGCACACGACAGCCUCGUCCUGCUCUGCGACCUCAAGACUGGGGUCAACGACACUCUAGAAGUCACUAUGUCAGAGACGGGUGAUGGCCAGGCUGUCAAGGAAGGCAUCAGAGUUCUGGGUGAGCUGAUCAGCCGCAAGCAGACCAACAGUCUCUCGGCACUCACAUCCGUAGUCGAGGUCAAAGUUGAGACUGCUCUAGUCAGUGAUAGGGCAGACGGUGGAGGCAGCUACUGGCUGGGAGUGUUGUGUGUGAUCCUUCUGACAGCUGCUUUGUCACUGCUGACUGCCAUGUUGUAUUGCCAUCGCAGUCGAGGUCAGGGCCUCAGUCCGUCCGGGGCAGACUCUUGUCGCCAUCAUGACGACGAGAAGUCCAACAACCUCCAGAAUGAAGAGAACCUCCGCAGGUACGCCAACCCUCUGAAGGAAGAGUCGGCGUCACAGGGCAGCAGCCUGGGUGGCAGCCUAUGUGACCUGCCUCGAGUGAGUGUGGUGCGACCUCUGAGCUCGGCCUCCAGCGCAGAGAUGUUGGAGAUGGAGGGAGGCAAGGGUUGUCCUUCCUCUAGCCAAGUGUUGCUGCUCAAGACACAGAACACUGACACCAAGAACAACACUGUCAGUGACACCUCCCCACAGAAGAAAGACUUUACUUGCAAAAGGAUAAAUUUGAAAGUGCUACCUCCAGUUCAAAGGACGUUGCCAACAAACAGUGAUCAACCAGGAGACAUCCUAACAGUCCUGGUUUAGCCGGUCAAAGCUAUCUCACUGCCCUUGUGUUUAGUUGAAAUUGUAUAGUUUAUGUAAAUUGCCAUACAUUUUUUAGUUUUAUGUUUUUUAUACAUCUUGGAUUGUAACUAGUUAUUUUAACUUUGCAACACGUUAAGGGUUUACAAUAACAAUUUUUAGCUACAGGAACAAAAGUAAAUGCAGAUUUCUUCAUUUGAAUAAAUGUUUUGAAUAAGACAUCUCUAUGUUCCUUAGACAGAAAUGUAUAUUUUUAUUUACAAAAUAUAGAUAGAUUUACAAACUAAUUGUUUUUCUCUAAGACUCUUUAAGUAGCUUUAAUAUAAUUUCAGUGCAAUGAACAACUACGUUUUAAGUAUUGUUAAUGAGGGAAAUCACCCUUUAACAGCUGAUGUUGUAGCCAAUGUGGCAGAUCUCUAAGACAUGUCAGUUUUUAGUGCUAUGGAAAUGCCACUUUAAAGCCUUAGGUUAAGCAUUGUGAUAUUGAUAAUUUAUUUAUGUGUACAGAUAGGUGUUAUGUAAAACAGGUAUUUUUCUAAGAUGAAACUAUAACAGAUGAGAUCUUUUAUUGUAGAUUUCUCAAGAAAGAGACACAUUUUUUAUUUGUAGAAUGUAUGAAAGAAUUAUAACAUUAGGUUGUACCAUAUAAUAAAUUAUUUCAUCAUACUGUAACCGUUCAUCUUGAAGAAAACAUUUUUAACAAACUCAUACAACAAACUCCAUACCAAAAGUACUGCACCCCAAAUCAUUUUAACAAUAAGAAAACAUACUAAAUAUUAUUUACUUUAGAGUGAACUCUUAAUUGUAUGGACUAAAAUGUUAGUGUGUUUGAAAAAAAUUAGAAGUGUUAUGAUAAAUCCUCUGUUGAUCACUCCUAAAUGUAUUCGACUAAGCUACAGCCACAUGGAGUAAUAUCAAUUAUGCUUUGUACAAGUUUUUAUUUUUCGAUAUCAUUAUUUGCUCCCAUUUAUUUAUCAUCUUCAUGAAUCAGUUGCAGACAAUUUUAAGGUAUAUUUACGUUCAGUAAAUGCUUGAGUGAGUUAAUGUCAUAUACUUAUUUCUCAUAUUUUUUUCUAUCUAUCUUCAAAAUUAUUAUAACCGAAUAGAAGUCCGUUCAUGAACUACAGCAUCUCCUCUGAUAUCAUACUACUAUUAUUAUGUAAUCUAGUAAAAACUUCAGAAGAAGAGUUUAAAUCAACGCACUGAAGCGUUGUCAAAACAUGAACCAGAUUAUUAUUAUGUUUCCUAAAGAUAUGUUUCCAUUUUGUACAAAUACAAGUCUCAAGUGCUGGGAUAUGUGCCUGGGACAGAUCCCACAGUUGUGAUACAUAGAGUACUUUUGUAUGAUUAUGCAAACUGUCGGCACUUCGUCCCGGACCACAAAAUGUCCCAGGCACAAAUCCCACAAGAUAUUUGUUUCAAUGAAAACAUACCUUUAUUCUGUAAAAUUGCAAAACACAGCUCUAAAUUGAAAUAAUUAACUAGAACACAUUGCAGUUAACCUACAAUUUCUUAUUUAUUAAUACCAAUCAAUGGUAGUUUGAUUUUAGUAGUAGAUGAUGGUAGUAAUUUUAAUGG